Messenger RNA from Aspergillus niger, 2001 nucleotides. RefSeq lists its product as uncharacterized. The coding region runs from base 1 to 2001 and encodes 666 amino acids. Lineage: Eukaryota; Fungi; Ascomycota; Eurotiomycetes; Eurotiales; Aspergillaceae. Gene Ontology annotation, biological process: regulation of transcription by RNA polymerase II. Gene Ontology annotation, molecular function: transcription coactivator activity. The transcript has 3 exons. The record is from RefSeq and is a predicted model, not a curated record. Gene Ontology annotation, cellular component: SAGA complex.
AUGCCCUCCGCAAACAAAGGCAAAGGCAAAGGCCGCGAAGCUCGCCCCUCCCGAAGUCGCAACACUACCCCAAACUCCAGCUUCAGCGCCGGCCCGACCGCCUCCGCCCCGCUCCACAGCUACCUCGACAAUGAUGUCUCCAAGUUGAUGAUGACCGGCUCGACCAUCCAGUAUGGAGAACUACUUGAGCGCAUGGGCGGAGUUGGCCCGAUCCCCGAUUCCAAGUCACUCGAGUUGUUGAUGGAACACCUCAAGACUUUGAGCCAGCUAGCCGAAACGCGAGGCGACGCAUGCAAUGCCGGCAUCAGAGAGCUAUCACAGAAGCGUAAGGAGGUCGUCGAAGAGCAGGAGUCAGCUGAGCGGGAAGGGGCUGAUCGAGUGAAGAUGAAGCGAGAAGCCGAUGACGAGGAGGAAGAGAAGGUACUGAAGGGAGGCAAGCUGAAGAGGCGCAAGGAACGCGGGAGCAGUUCCAAGGAGGAACGCCCGCUGACUCACGGUGCCCAUGAUGUUGCGCGACAGGACGGUGCUGAGACCAAGGUUGAAGGAGCUUCCAAAAAGUCCAAGAACGCUGCUUCCGAAGAGGCAUCAUCUUUAUCCCCCCCAUUGCGAAAGUCCCCCCAGCCAGCUGCCGAUGAAGACGCCGAGGAUGCAGGGUCGCCUGGGUCGGACGAUAGCUCUGAUUCACACCAACCUGAGCCCGCGCCGGCCGUGCCACAGGUGCAAGUGUUCGGUCCCAACCCGCUCAAAUUUGACGACCCAACCAUAUAUCACAUCCGGGAAGUUACUCCAGACAUGACCGAUGAGGAGAAAAAGGCCAUCUACAGCGUCGCCCGCUUCCCCUGGAGUGAUUUGAGCCAUCUGAUGGCGGGCUCCCCUCCGGAUCGAGACUUCAGCAGCUCCAAGCCCGCGAGUCAAGUCAACGCCAAUACGUUCCUAGCCUAUAUCGAUCCAUACGUCCGCCCGUUGACGGAAGAAGACAUAGCGUUUCUCAAAGAGAAGACCCAGGGCGAUCGCACGACCCCGUUCAUCAUGCCUCGACGCGGAAAGAAACACUACACCGACGUAUGGGCUGAGGACGACGGACUCAUGAAUGUUGACCAGCCCAACGGCGAUAAAGAGCGGCUACCGCUCAACCAAGGCAGAGGAAACAUCGACCAAGUGACCGACGAGACGGUCGAAACCGACAAAGUCUCCGUCGGCCCUCUAGUCAGCCGACUCUACUCACUACUCCGCUACGAGCAUCGAGCUCUCCCCGAUGAAACCGCCCCCAACGCCAACGGCUCCGUCAACGGCGACAUGGCGAACGGGCCCAUGAACCCCGACUCCAUGGACAUCGACCACCCAACCGGCGAAGCCUCCAACGAAACCAAACCCCUCCCCUCCGCAACCGCCUUCCCCGACUCCUCCCCGAACAACUUCAAAGUCCCCGCCGCAAAGCUCGACCACGCCCAGCUAGACGAGCGUCUGAAAGCCGAACUCCGCCACGUCGGCUUCCUCGGCCCAGACGACAACCCAGACUACGACGCCCACUACGACGAUGACAUCGCCCAACGCCUGCGUCUCCUCCAAAGCGAACUCAAAAAGCAAAUGAUCAUCAACAGCGCCCGCAAAACCCGUCUCCUCGACAUCGCCCGCGAACGCAUGGCCUACCAGGAGUACAUGACCAUCCACGACGACUUGGACUCCCAGGUCCAGCAGGCCUACCUAAAACGCACCCGCACCCUUGGAAAAAGCAAAAAGGGCUCCCAGGCCAAACACCGUCCCGGUGGCGCCGGCGGCGGCAGCCAUGUCGUCAGUGCUGCAGGUGUUGGCCGCCCCGCGAUUGGUGAUGUUGCCCGGACGCUUAUGGAUCGACGUAAGCGGUGGCGCGAUUGUAUCGGACUUGUCUUCAAGGAUAGCAAGACUAGUGUGCCUGGGAAAAAUGAGUCGGUCUUCGAGCCGUCUUUGAUGGCUGAGAUUGAGAAGGCCGAGGUGGAAGGGUGGGAUGAGGAACAGGAUUGA